This is a messenger RNA of Trifolium pratense (red clover), 627 nucleotides long. Its product is annotated as secreted RxLR effector protein 161-like. The record is from RefSeq and is a predicted model, not a curated record. NCBI's taxonomy places the organism in Eukaryota, Viridiplantae, Streptophyta, Magnoliopsida, Fabales, Fabaceae. Bases 1 to 627 code for a protein of 208 amino acids. The transcript is spliced from 2 exons.
AUGGUUGGCUCACUGAGAUAUGUGUGCAAUAGUAGGCCUGAUAUCUGCUACGCAGUGAGUGUCAUUAACAUAUUUAUGCAUGAUCCAAGGAAGCCUCAAUUGAUAGCUGCAGAGAGGAUCCUUAGAUACCUUAAAGGGACUUUGGAGUUUGGUUUACUAUUUCCAAUUGGUACAAACAGUGAAGGGAGUGCCUUAAUAGGAUAUUCAGAUAGUGAUUGGUGUAGAGACAUAAUUGAUAGGAGGAGUACAUCAGUUUAUGUUUUCAAAUACAACAAUGUUGCAAUCUCAUGGUGCACAAAGAAACAAUCAGUGAUUCCACUUUCAUCACGUGAAGCUGAGUAUAUAGCAGGCACAUUUGCAGCAUGCCAAGCAAUUUGGUUGAAUUCAGUGAUGAAGGAGAUCAAAUGUGAACCAGUAAAGCCUCUAAUUCUUAGGAUUGAUAACAAGUCUGCAAUAAGUCUUGCUAAAAAUCCAAUCUCUCAUGGCAGGAGCAAACAUAUUGAUACCAGGUUUCAUUUCAUAAGGGAACAGCUUGCUGAUGGUUUUACUAAAGCAGUAAAACUUGACAGGUUUGAAUUUUUGAGAAAGAAUUUGGGCAUGGUUACUUGUGAAUCAGUUUUGGAUUAA